AUGGCAGAUAGCACAACCUCUGCACGUGCCGCAAAAGAUGACGCCGCUAUUCAGCGUCGCUCGCAGGCUGUUGCCGUUCAAAUCGAGGAGCAGCAAGGAUGGCUGGAGCGGAAGUUGAAGCCGAAGAAGAUUACCGCCAGGUACCCCUUCAAGGGCACUGCGCUGUUGUAUACGACCUGUGCAUUUGGUAGUUUGGGAGAUGGCCUGUUCGGUUACAAUUCCGGUAUCAUGUCGGGCCUUCUGGUCAACCCGGUUUUUGUGUCUCGCUUCUUCAAAGACUAUGGCGGUGCAGACGGGACGACCACCGCGGUUGACCCAUCCAUUACCGGUAUAUCCGUUGCAUGCCUACAAGCGUCAGCAGCCCUCGGUUCCCUCAUUGCAGGACGACUCGGCGACAUCAUCGGACGGAAGAGGUGCGUCCGCCUCGGCGGGUUUAUCUACUUCUUCAGCGCAUUCAUCCAGAUGUUUGCUCCAGACUUUGCCACCUUCAUCGCGGGCCGCACAAUCCAAGGUCUGGGAGUCGGCUUCCUCUCCAUGACCGUACCUAUUAUCCAAGCUGAGAUUGCAGCUCCGCAUCGCCGUGGUCUGAUGGUAGGAAUCGAGUACACGACCUUGAUUGCCGGAUAUAUGCUCUCGUGCUGGGUGGACUAUGGCUUUCAUUUCAUGCUGCCGAGUGAAAUGUCAUGGCAGGGUCCGUUCAUUGUCCAGAUUGUUCUCUCUUUUAUCCUGUUGGCCAUGUCGCUUUUCCUGCCGGAGACUCCUCGUUGGCUGGCGAAGAAUGGCUUCAUGAAGGAGAGUUUGCAGACGGUUGCCGACUUGCAUUCCAAUGGAAAUACGGAGGCCGAGCAUGUGCAGCUUGUUUUCCGCGAGAUUCAGGAAGCGGUUAUCUAUGAGACGAAUCUUGGAAAGUCUACUUGGACGGAAAUGUUCACUCGGUACCGCAAGCGAACCAUUGUCGGCAUUACAGUGCAGAUGUUCGCCCAGCUCAACGGAAUCAACAUCAUCUCCUUUUACCUUCCCAGUACCCUUGCUUCUGCUGGUUUCGACAACGAGAAGUCUCUUUUGUAUACCGCUGCCAACGCCGUUCCGUACACAGCUGCAACGAUUGUUACUUGGUGGUUGGCAGAUAGAUGGGGGCGCAAGCCCCUGCUUAUCCUAGGAGGCAUCGGCAUGGCCAUCCUCCUCGGGAUAGUCUGCGCCUUCACGCAAGCAAACCUCGACAUCCACACAAAAGCCAACGGCCAAUACGCCUUCGUCAUGCUUUACAACAUCAUGUACGGCUUCACCUGGGGCCCAAUGCCCUGGCUGCUCCCCGCCGAGAUCUUCCCACUCCGCGGCCGCUCCAAGGGGAUGGCGCUCGCGACGACGAGUAACUGGAUCUUCAACUUUAUCAUCGGGAUGGUCUCGCCCGAUGCGUUUGCGGGGAUCCACGGGUACUUUUAUCUCGUUAUUGCUGGAUUUUGUUUGUUUUCGGCGGGGUUGGUGUACUUUUAUUAUGUGGAAACUGCGGGGCAUACGCUGGAGGAGAUUGCGGUGCUUUUUGGGGAUCAGGCGUUUGCGGAUGAGGAGGGGGUUGCAGAGGCGGAGGUCAAGGUGCAGGAGGUCAGGAGGGAUGAUGGGAAGGAAGUUGCUUGA
Molecule: messenger RNA, 1635 nt
Organism: Aspergillus calidoustus
Lineage: Eukaryota; Fungi; Ascomycota; Eurotiomycetes; Eurotiales; Aspergillaceae
Source: the annotation of a GenBank genome assembly